Messenger RNA from Symbiodinium sp. CCMP2456, 954 nucleotides. The record is from the annotation of a GenBank genome assembly. Lineage: Eukaryota; Dinophyceae; Suessiales; Symbiodiniaceae.
GCAGCUCCGUUGAUACAGCUCUGUCGCGGACACAGUUCGCUUCACCGGAGCUUGGUUGAAGGGCUCUGGGCGUAUUGCUCGCCGCAGCUAGGCCUUUGCCAGACUCGGCAGAUUGAAAUGCUGGUGAAACGUGCCAGAGCUCGCUUGGAAGCGCAAACCGAAGAGGUCAGCUUGAAGUUGACAAGGAACUCUCGCUUCACGGCGAAGUUUGUGGCGGUGGUGUCGGAUUCCUUCCAGCUGGUUUGGAAAGACUCGGGCUGUGCCGACUUUGCCAGAUCCUUGAAGGUCUCCGAAGCGUGGUCGAGGGCUGCUGCUGGCUUCUUGCACUGUAUGCAGGAGCUCACGGAGGCCUCCCACAGGCAGUGGCUGUUGAUUAGAAAGUAUGCUGCUGUGGAGAACAGCUUCAUGAUACCACGAUGGAAUUUUGCUUGGGAAGCGAAUGGGGGAGUGGCCGGCGAAGGGGAUGCCAAGCAUCCAUCACAUCGAGCUUAUGCCUUGCUCCAACUGCUGAGAAAAAUGUCGAGUUCGCGCCCGGAUGAGCCGCUGCUCAUGGUUGAGCUGGGUGUCUGCUUGGCCGGGACUUCAGAAGCACUAUUGAAGCGAAUGCCUGGCUUGCGGAUUAUUCUCGUUGAUCGGGUCAUAUUUCCCGUGGCCAAGCAGCGGAUGCAGCCUUAUGCAAAUCGCACCACAUGGAUCAAUGACCUCAGUACGGCGGCGUCAAGCAAGGUGGCAGAUGGAUCUGCAGACAUCGUCUUCAUAGACGCAGCCCACGAUUACAAGUCUGUCCAGGAAGACCUCCGUCAUUGGGCUUCCAAAGUUCGUCCUGGGGGCAUCCUCGCCGGCCACGACUACCUCGCCGCCGCACCAGGCUUUCCGUGCAAGGAUGUUCUAGGGUUCAAGCUAGUCAGGAACACCGCCGUUCUGCCUGUGGAGGCUUUCCAACGUUUGAUGUAG